Molecule: messenger RNA, 222 nt
Organism: Phanerochaete carnosa HHB-10118-sp
Lineage: Eukaryota; Fungi; Basidiomycota; Agaricomycetes; Polyporales; Phanerochaetaceae
Exons: 1
Molecular function (GO): calcium ion binding
Source: RefSeq, a predicted model, not a curated record
GGCGAUAGCACCAUCACUACCAAAGAUCUUUGGACCUUCAUGCACCCGCUAGGCCAAAACCCAAUCGAAGCUAAGCUGCAGGACAUGCUCAACGAGGCCGACGAGAACGGCAACGGCACAAUUGAUUCCAACGAGCUCCUAUCGAUAACACAGCGCAAUAUGUGCGACAUGGACUCGGAAGAGGCGACCAGAAACAUUUUCAAAGGUUUUGAUAGUGACGGU